Maniola jurtina (meadow brown) is the source of this 1288-nucleotide messenger RNA. It is a transcript of the gene mEFTs, whose product is annotated as elongation factor Ts, mitochondrial. NCBI's taxonomy places the organism in Eukaryota, Metazoa, Arthropoda, Insecta, Lepidoptera, Nymphalidae. Gene Ontology annotation, molecular function: translation elongation factor activity; protein binding. Gene Ontology annotation, cellular component: mitochondrial matrix. Gene Ontology annotation, biological process: mitochondrial translational elongation. The transcript has 4 exons. The coding region runs from base 278 to 1204 and encodes 308 amino acids. The record is from RefSeq and is a predicted model, not a curated record.
CUCAUGAUGUCAUAAUAGCCCAGCCAUAACAAAAUGAUUAAGGCCCACUACUAAAUCACAUAAGACUAAAGUUGGUCUGUUUUAUUAACCUUCAUACUAAAGUCUACUCAUUAAUUUUAAACAGUGAUCUUGUAGUGAUAUUUACUUAAGUUUUUCAGUGUAUGAAUCAGUAAAAAUAUUGUUCAAAGUUUAAACUAAGCAUUGUAUCAUAGUGUUUGAGUGCAACUAAUAGAAUAAAAGGAACACAGCUGUAGUCAUCAUUAUUAUGUCUUAUUGAAUGAUACUACAACUGGUCAGGAGACUUCACAUUAGUCCCGGUUGCCGCGCCGCUGAGUCCUCACUGCUGGCUAAGUUGAGGAAGAAGACUGGCUACACUAUAGCUAACUGCAAAAAGGCACUCGAAAUGAAUAACAAUGAUUCUGAUAAGGCAGAAGCAUGGUUGAACGAACAAGCUCAAGCCAUGGGCUGGGCCAAAGCCACUAAGCUGGCCGGGCGAAAGGCUCUCCAAGGUCUCGUGGCUGUGAAGUACGAUAAGAGCCAUGGGGCUCUGGUAGAACUCAACUGUGAGACAGACUUUGUGGCUAAAAAUGACAAGUUCCAAAAGGUUCUGGAAGAUGCAACAUUGGCAUGUUACAAGUUUGCACAUACUCACUUGCAAUCCAAGGGACAUAUCACAAAGUUGGAGUUAGACAGUGAGCAACUUGGAAACUUAUCAGCUGAAGGAGGCAAAAAGAUGUCAGAAGUACUGGCGCUGUUUAUUGGAUCUGUCGGGGAAAACGCCAUCCUACGACGAGCAGAGUGCUGGAAAGCGAAUAGCAAAGACGUAAAAAUUACUGCCUACACCCACCCAGCACCGGCUACACCCAGCGAUUAUUCUACGGGUAAAUAUGGAGCUCUAUUGGCUUACAAACAACCCAAUGACAUAGAAGAUGUUGGUAAACAGAUAUGCCAACAUAUUGUCGGAUGUGCGCCGAGAAAAAUAGGUGACAAAGAAAAAGACAAACCAGCCAAGAACUCUGAUGAUGAGACCUGUCUCAUAUUCCAGGAGUAUUUGUUAGACCCUUCCUAUACAGUUGAUGAAGUUCUACAGAGUAAUAAAGUUGAAGUUCUAGAUUACGUAAGGUUCUCAUGCGGUGAAGUACCAGAAGCUGAAAUGCCAGGUGUUGAGAAACAGCCAUUAGACACAGUUCAGACCCUUCAGUAAUAGUUAUUGUUAGAGGCAAAUCAUUUGACUUAUCAGCUGUAAUAGAAAUGAAGUUAAUAGGUAAUAAAUUUAUUUGUCGAACAA